AUGGAUGGAAUGCGUGACUUGACAUUCGACAACCUGGAGCUGCUGCUUGACUUGCCAGUCGAGCUCAAGAUCAUGGUCGCGGAAAACUUCUUGUUCGACAUCCAUCUGAAGGUCAACGCGGUGCGGCCUCGCCAAGGAGACAGAUUGAUCACGCAUCAUGUCGUCUGGGUCAACGAGGAGGAGUGGGCGCCCUUUCGCGUCUUCGCUGGAAUGAGCCCACAGACGAGCUCCAUUGCAUGGAAAGCAUUUCGCGACGCGAGAACGGCCGGCCGAAUCCGUAUCAUUCUGGAUAUGGAGAAACACACCAUCAAUCCAUCUCACUGGAUUCCGCGCUCGACAGCAACACGACCUGUGCCGAUGCGCUUCUUCGACGAAUUUACGCGCCUUGAGGCCACCACGCCCAUCACGAUGGGUACCGAGCAUGACGAAGACGAGCGCGGCUUCGAGGUGGUGGUUCAGCGCGUCUCUGUGGUGUACGACAUCUCCCCUCCGAUCGCACCACCACAGCCCGGCGACAAUGAUCGUAUCAUCUCCAUCCGCAACGAGGUCCUGAUGGACACCUCCACCACGAUGAAUGCGCCACUCUUCGCCGCUGCGAACGAGGCCAUCACAUACGGCAUCCACCACCCCAUUCCAUCACCCACCAUUCCGACUCCGUACCUUACGCCUCUCACCCCAAAGGGUCUGUGGUCACUUGGCAACCUGCUUACCCACCGCGCUCGCAAGAUCGCCCGACACUACCAGAGCGAGGUCCACGGUACCUCGAGAGUGUGGGUCGAGAACCACGUCAACAGCCUCAACUGGAUCAGCCGAGUUGAGAAGAUGAAGGCGGAGAAGGCGAAGGCAGACGAGGAGAAGGCGGAAGAGGCGGACGAUGAAUAUACCGACGACGAGGAGUAG
Messenger RNA from Zymoseptoria tritici IPO323, 900 nucleotides. RefSeq lists its product as uncharacterized. Lineage: Eukaryota; Fungi; Ascomycota; Dothideomycetes; Mycosphaerellales; Mycosphaerellaceae. The record is from RefSeq and is a predicted model, not a curated record. Bases 1 to 900 code for a protein of 299 amino acids. The transcript has a single exon.